AUGGAAGCCAAGAUUAAAUCACACAGCGUAAUACGAUCGCGUUACCAUACCCUCGGAUAUUACGGACCAAAAGCAUCCGAUAUUCUCGGAGAAGAAAUUGCAUAUCUUUUUGCAAGCGAUCUCAGAGAGGCCUCCAAACAGAAGAGCCUUGUUCAAAAGUAUGGGGUUGCAAUGUAUAUUCAGGAGGUGCUUGUGCCUGAAGUUCUGACAAAAUUUGUCGCAGAAGAUAUGAUGGUAGAUGAUGAUAAGGCAAGAUCGAUACUAGAGCAGAGCAACAGGAUUGGAGAGUGUUUGAAUAAUUCUGGAUAG
Messenger RNA from Histoplasma mississippiense, 309 nucleotides. RefSeq lists its product with no specific name. Lineage: Eukaryota; Fungi; Ascomycota; Eurotiomycetes; Onygenales; Ajellomycetaceae. The record is from RefSeq and is a predicted model, not a curated record. Bases 1 to 309 code for a protein of 102 amino acids. The transcript is spliced from 2 exons.